UGAUAUCUCACUUUGAUUCAUCCAUCCAUCAGGGAGUGAGGUACACCAGACGCAGUAAAUUAAUUGCAUGGAUGGAUAGAGUCCGCCGGUCCGACUUAUCAGUCAAUCAGUAAACAGUACAUAAUUAAUUCGUUCCUUGUGGUGCUUGUUUUUCCAUUUGUGAUUUUGUCAUAAAAAAACAAAAAAAAACAUCAUGGGAAACGAGACGCCGGAUUUUGACGGUCAGACGCCCUCGAGUUCCACGGGUCUAAAUAGUGGUGGUGGCAUGGACAAUCCAACUUUCAUUGCAGACGAGCCCCACCCAGAUUACGUUGUCGGGGAGGAAUUUACACCGACGGGGAAGGGAGCAGAAUCACAAACCCCUUUCGGAGGUGCCCCCGUCACUCCUAGUGAACCCCCACCAGAUUAUGACGACACUUUCACAUCCGACAGAGAUUCUCCUGUGAAAUCGAGCUACUUGUCAAAUCAAAAUCUUGGUCCGGGUCAAAUUUCUUACCAAGAUGGGAAGGAGGAACCUCAUCGAACAAUGUGGGGUGCUAGAGAGCCAGAGGAUCCAUCAGAAGCUGGGGCUGAGGAUGGUCGUGAUACUUGGGAUAACCCAAUUGAAUUUUUAUUAUCCUGUAUCUCGAUGAGCGUCGGCCUCGGAAAUGUUUGGCGUUUUCCUUUUGUGGCAUAUAGCAAUGGAGGAGGUGCUUUUUUGAUCCCGUACCUCGUCGUCCUACUCCUCAUCGGACGACCAAUUUACUACUUGGAAAUGUGCAUGGGCCAAUUUUCACGUUAUGGUCAAGUGAAAGUGUGGGCUAUGGCACCUCUCUUCAAAGGAAUUGGCUACGGUGCUAUGGUCGGCACGAUUUGCGUGGUAUCCUAUUAUUGCAGUAUUAUGGCCCAAACCAUUUUCUAUCUUGCGUCCUCCUUCCAAAAUGACCUUCCUUGGUCGGUAUGCAACAAAAAUUGGGGUGGCGUCUUAUGUAUGAAUGACGGCACACUUAAUUCUACAGCCAAUGUAAACAAUAGGAGUAUUGCAGAUUUAUUCUACACAAUGGAAGCUUUCCCUGUCAAAAACAGCAUCGAUGAUGGGCUGGGUUCUCCUGAGUGGCGUCUUUCACUUUGUCUUCUUUUUGCCUGGAUCCUUAUCUUCUUGUCUCUUUGGAAAGGUGUCAAGUCAUCGGGGAAAGUCGCAUAUUUCACGGCUAUUUUCCCAUAUGUCGUUAUGCUAAUUUUGCUAAUUCGUGGUGUAACGCUGAAGGGGGCAGGGAAGGGCAUUUUAUAUUUUAUUGAACCUCAAUGGGAAAAGCUCUAUGAUCCAAAGGUGUGGUAUGAGGCAGUGAGUCAGUGCUUUUUCAGUCUGUCGACUGGAUUCGGGCCUAUAAUCAUGUUCUCUUCGUAUAAUCCAUUCAAACACAACGUUUACAGGGACGCUCUGAUCAUCAGCUUUAUGGACACGUUCACAAGUCUUUUAGCAGGUUGUACAAUUUUCGCUGUGCUUGGAUACCUGUCAGAAGAUCUUGGUGUCCCAAUUGAAAAAGUGACAACUCCUGGAGGCGGCCUUGCCUUUGUAACAUACCCAGAAGCUUUAUCUAGCUUCCCCGUUCCACAACUAUUUGCCGUCCUCUUCUUCUUGAUGCUUUUCACCUUAGGUAUUGGUUCUGCGACAUCUCUGGCUGGUGGCGUAAUUACCAUAAUUUGUGACCAGUUCCCCAAGUUCCUUCGCUGGCAAGUGACAUUAAUCGUCUGCAUUGUCGGUUUCUUCUCGGGUCUGAUGUACUUAACCCCUGGUGGAAAUUUCAUGGUUGAUUUAGUGAACGAGUUUGGUGCAAAUUUCGUAAUAUAUGUGAUUGCGAUGUUGGAGGUGGGGGCCGUUUCUUGGGUCUACGGGUUAAGCAACUUUUGUAACGAUAUCGAAUUCAUGCUGAACCGGAAAGUGGGAUGGUAUUGGAGAGUGUGCUGGGGGUUCAUCAUCCCGGUGGGCUUGUUUGCCAUCCUAGUCUACUACAUGGUCACAAGAGAAACUUUCAAAUCGGGUGGGGUAGAGUAUCCGAACAUAGGCAUUAUUUGUGGCUGGCUGCUAUCAGCCUUUGCCAUUUUACUAGUUCCGGCCUUUGGGCUCCAUUCAGUCCUCACUAGAAAAGCAGGGACCUUUUCUGAGAAAUUUAUGGAGUCUCUAAAACCAAGUAAACAUUGGGGACCACAGAAUCCGAGAUUAAGGAAAGAAUGGUUGGAUUUUAAAUCACCCAGAUAAAAAAAUCGUUCGACCAGGAGAAAAAUUAUGAAAACUUGUACUACUUUCUCUUCAACUUUCUUCCCUAAUUAUUUUCAAAUAUCACAAAAAAACGACGUGUUUUAAAUUAUGGUUAUGCAAUAUAUUAUAUUUUCCCAUCAUGUUAAAAUUAAUAAAAAUAUAACAAUUUACUAAA
Messenger RNA from Folsomia candida, 2414 nucleotides. Its product is annotated as sodium-dependent nutrient amino acid transporter 1. The transcript is spliced from 23 exons. Bases 194 to 2239 code for a protein of 681 amino acids. NCBI's taxonomy places the organism in Eukaryota, Metazoa, Arthropoda, Collembola, Entomobryomorpha, Isotomidae. Gene Ontology annotation, cellular component: membrane. Gene Ontology annotation, biological process: sodium ion transmembrane transport. The record is from RefSeq and is a predicted model, not a curated record. Gene Ontology annotation, molecular function: L-amino acid transmembrane transporter activity.